Molecule: messenger RNA, 363 nt
Organism: Ogataea haglerorum
Lineage: Eukaryota; Fungi; Ascomycota; Pichiomycetes; Pichiales; Pichiaceae
Exons: 2
Coding region: 1-363 (120 amino acids)
Biological process (GO): proton motive force-driven ATP synthesis
Molecular function (GO): proton transmembrane transporter activity
Source: RefSeq, a predicted model, not a curated record
AUGUUCGCCAGACAAGCCCGCAACACGGCCAGAUCCGGAAUCAGAUCCGCCAUUUACUGGACAAAGGUCACCGUCGAGGUGAGCAAGCAAAUCUACAUCAGAGAAGGCCUGGCUCCUCCUUCUGUUGCCGAGUUCCAGCAGGUGUACCGGGGGCUGUACAAGAAGGCUCUGGAAUUUGCUGCUCAGCCAAAGACGUCGACCGACGGCUUGAUCAAGGUCGCCAAGUCUCUGUCCAAGGAGGAGUAUCUCAGAUUCGGCGCCUACUUCAUUCAGAUUGUCGGUCUGUUCUCGCUCGGAGAGAUCAUUGGCAGAAGACAGAUCGUCGGCUAUCCAUCUUUUGGUCCUAAAGAGCACCACCACUAG